CAACUUUUCCUCUGUGUGGUGUCCCAGCACCAGUAGAUGUCCCGUGGCUUUGUACUGUCCCGGGUAGCUUAGCAGCACAAGGUGUUGGGCCCACUGUAGUUCUGCUGUUGGAUUAAUUAUGAGAAGCUGCCUCCAACCUCGGACCGUGUAUAGGAUAACGGUGCCCUAGCGUCACAAAGUGAUCAGCAACUAAAAGAUAGUGGCCCAGGGUAACCAGCAACAUCACCAUGAUGGAUUGCUUCAGAAAAAAGAGGGCAAGAGAAAGUUCACUUCUUAAAUGGACCUUAUGUUCCAGACCUUGUCGUGUGACAUUCUAUGUCUAAGAUCAACAACGUAACGCCCUGAGUUUUCCGUCACAAGAGAAACUUACCAAGCUGGAAAAGUUGUUGGCAACAGAAGAGCAGUGGUGAAGGUUUAGUAUCGAGGUAUUGUACAUCAGUCCUCAGGAUUACCGCACAGAUACAGCAUGGAGACGUUGCCAGGGUCUACAAUGUCUACAACAAACAAUGAGAAUUCAGCUCAAACCCAUGAACCGUUACAGAACCAAGCUCCGACAGCUGUUUCUAACUGGAAUGCACAAGUUCCUCCCUUCUUACAAAAUGCCCCUUCACCACUUCCUGCAUAUAAUGCUAUACCUUCAACACAGAUGUGGACUAUCCCCACCGUGGCACCACAAUGGAGUCUGGCUAGUAUACCAGCACCAAAAACUGAUCCAUCAUCUCCUUUUUACCUAGCAUUCCUGAAAGGCAAACCAAGAGCUUUGGGGAUUGUAUUGAUUGUUUCAGCCAUCUUGGAGAUUGCUUUGGGAAUUGGUCUUUGUUUUCUCAUGUUCUCCAUAACAUCGCCAAGUGGUAUUUCUUUCUGGGGGCCAAUUUUUUACAUCAUCGCAGGAUCUCUCACCAUUGCUGCUCAUGCUAAACCCAACCUGUGCUUGGUCAAAGGAUCCCUCUCCUUAAACAUCAUCAGUUCUAUAUUCAGUAUUGUUGCUGUAAUCUUAAAUAUUGUUGAUCUAGGGACCAUCGGUUGCUAUAACUAUUCGGGUUACUAUAAUGGAAACUACCACUACAAUGAUCAAUACAGAAGAUGCAGAGAACAGCUCGGCAGUGGAUAUGCAGUGAUAUCUAUUCUUCUUAUUGCAAAUUUGUUGCUAUUCUGUGUGUCCUUAUCGCUCUCCAUUUUUGGAUGUCGUUCUUUAUCAAAAGUAUCCUCAAGUGUUCCUCAGGUAUUUUUGAUCCAAAAUGAUGUUGUGGUUUCAAUGAAUCCCUCCACGAUCCCAGCCACAUUUUCAGGAUUUGUUCAACCAUAUCCAACAAAUGUACCACCUCCACCACCUUAUGUGUUUCAAGAAGCCAAAGUCAAACCAAUAUCCUAAUUAAUUGACAUUUUUAAAAAUGUUUCCCUAGAUCGAGACCCAGCUAAUAAAUCUCUAAUAAUAGAACUAUUUGUCCUAAAAUUUCUUCUCAAAAUUUGAUGUUAAGUAAAUGAUAAAACAUUCCACCAAGUUUUAGGUUGUUCUACCGUAGGAUGAAAAUAAAGAAGUGUGAUCACAUGCAUUGGUAUAAUUAUCUUUUACAUUUGCUUUAUUGUCACUUCUAUUUGUGUUCUUGUUAUUUUUGAUUCUCUAAUAAAAUCUCAGCAUUCUAUUAUUAA
Molecule: messenger RNA, 1650 nt
Organism: Hyla sarda
Lineage: Eukaryota; Metazoa; Chordata; Amphibia; Anura; Hylidae
Product: membrane-spanning 4-domains subfamily A member 4A-like
Exons: 10
Coding region: 467-1372 (301 amino acids)
Cellular component (GO): membrane
Source: RefSeq, a predicted model, not a curated record